AUGGUGGAACCGAUCAAGGGGCUCAAGUGGAAGUACGGGGGUGAGAAAACCACGGACUCAUUCAUCGCGAUCGACGUGGACACCAAGUAUCAGGAGAUCAUGGGCUUUGGCGGCGGAUUCACGGAAGCUGCAGCACUGCAGGCAGUGCGUACAACUUCGGUCGGUGUGCCGAUGGGGUCGUACAAUUUCGCCGAGACGGAGAACGACAUGGAACUUAAGGACUUUGAUGUGGACGUGGAGCUACGGCGCGACGAGAGACUAUGCACGAUGUGA
This is a messenger RNA of Phytophthora nicotianae INRA-310, 273 nucleotides long. RefSeq lists its product as hypothetical. The record is from RefSeq and is a predicted model, not a curated record. The transcript has 2 exons. Lineage: Eukaryota; Oomycota; Peronosporomycetes; Peronosporales; Peronosporaceae. Bases 1 to 273 code for a protein of 90 amino acids.